AUGGAGGUUCUCUCAUUCUGUCACGGAUCCAGAGCCAGCUUCCCUCUCCCCGGUUUUAUUGUUUUCUUCUUUACUUGUUAUGUUCACAAGAUGGAAUCAGCAAAGUUCACAGUGAUUGGACCCGGUGACCCUGUCACUGCCGUUCUGGGUCAGGAAUCUGUGUUACCCUGUCACCUGUCCCCCCGGAUGAGCGCUGCAAACAUGGAGGUGAGAUGGUACCGAUCUCAGUUGGCAUCCUUUGUGCACCUGUAUCGUGGUGGGAAGGAUCAGUAUGAUGGGCAGAAGCCAGAAUAUCAGGGAAGGACAGAGCUUUUGAAAGCUGGACUCACAGAUGGAAACGUUCCCUUGAGGAUUCUCAAUAUCAGACACUCUGAUGAAGGAAAAUACCACUGCUUUGUUCAAGAUGAUACUUCUUAUGAAGAAACCAUAUUGGAACUGCGAGUAGCAGGUCUGGGCUCUGCUCCUCUCAUCUCUGUUGAGGAUCACAAGGAUGGAGGGAUCCGGGUGGUUUGUCGAUCAUCUGGUUGGUACCCAGAACCUGAGGUGCUGUGGAAAGAUCUCAGUGGGCGAGAUUUACCAUCACUCUCUGAAACAACAUCCCGAGGUGAUAACAACCUGUUUGGAAUAGAAACUGCACUCAUUGUGAAAAAACAUUCAAACCAAAACUUGUCCUGUUGCAUCAGGAACACCAUUCUCAAUCAAGAAAAGGAAUCAGCAGUUUAUAUAGCAGAUCCAUUUUUCCCAAGGGUGAAUUCCUGGAUGGUGGCUCUCAGUGUGAUCCUGGUGGUUUUGUUUGGUUUCAUUGGCCUCACUGUUUAUCUCUUUAAAAUUAAAGGGAAACUUACUGAAGAAGUUGGCAAACAAAAUCUAGAAAUUGGUAAGUUGACUUCUUGGUUGGGGUGGAGAAGAUCUGUGGCACCUGUAGAAGAAGUGAAUGUGACUUUGGAUCCAGACACGGCUCAUCCCAAACUCGUCCUGUCUGAGGAUCGGAAAAGUGUGAGAUGGGGAGGCAUGUGGCAGGAUCUGCCCGAGAACCCUGAGAGAUUUGACACUAUGUUCUGUGUGCUGGGCUGUGAGGGAUUCACCUCGGGGAGACAUUGCUGGGAGGUGGAGGUGGGGGAUGCGACAUUUUGGGCUGUGGGGGUGGCCAGAGAGUCUGUGGGGAGGAAGGGAUGGAUCAGCCUCAGCCCUGAGCGGGGGAUCUGGGCUGUGGAGUGGUGGUGGGGUCAGUUCCGGGCUCUCACCAACCCUGUGACACUCCUGCCCCUGAGCCGGGUCCCCAGCAGGAUCCGGGUUUGUCUGGACUGUGACCGGGGUCAGGUGACAUUUAUCAAUGCUGGUGAUGACACUCAGAUCUUCACUUUCCCACCGGGCUCCAUCCCUUGGAAGAGAAUCCGACCCUGGCUCUGGGUCUUGGGACCCCAGCUCAGACUGUGUCCGUGA
Molecule: messenger RNA, 1443 nt
Organism: Mauremys reevesii (Reeves's turtle)
Lineage: Eukaryota; Metazoa; Chordata; Testudines; Geoemydidae
Product: butyrophilin subfamily 1 member A1-like
Exons: 9
Coding region: 1-1443 (480 amino acids)
Molecular function (GO): protein binding
Source: RefSeq, a predicted model, not a curated record